Messenger RNA from Vombatus ursinus (common wombat), 934 nucleotides. RefSeq names its product chromosome unknown C4orf36 homolog (gene CUNH4orf36). NCBI's taxonomy places the organism in Eukaryota, Metazoa, Chordata, Mammalia, Diprotodontia, Vombatidae. The transcript is spliced from 4 exons. The record is from RefSeq and is a predicted model, not a curated record. Bases 43 to 399 code for a protein of 118 amino acids.
CGUAUUUUUACACCAAAAGAGGUCAAAUUGUGAUUAUUCGCUAUGGCAUAUGGUUUGCCAAGAAAGCACACAGUGAAAUCAGUUUUGCAUAGAAGUUGUUACAAUGUUCAGGAGCCCUGGGAGCUGGCUUUGCUUACAAAGGCCUUGUACAACAACAUUGCUACUAUUGGAGUGCCUCUUUUUGAAGAUAUUAAUUAUGGCAUUCCUUUUAAAAUAAAUCCUGGAAAAAAAGCAGAGGAUGUGCUACUGCCCACCGCAGAAACAAUAGAAACUGAAAGGGCAUAUGAACUGAAGCACUUACAUGAAAUUGAACUUCAGAAAAAUGCAGCGGAGCAAAUUCAGUCUUUGCUGAAAGAUAAGAAAAUUGGUUUAAGAAGACCUCUUCCACCCAAGAAGUGAAGAUCACUUUACUAUUUAGAGGCAUGCUCCUUUGUCUCCCUAUCCGAAGGGGAUGAGGGGAUCCAGACCAUUCACCUUAUAAUACAGCACUUGGUGACCGUCAUCAAUAAGGAACAUUAUCUUGGUGGGUGAAAGAGUUCCCCUGAUGAUACUUCAUCUGGUGACCCAAUGCACCAUCUUCACCAUCCCCUGUUGAAUCUUUCCUUUGGGCUCUCAGGCUCCAACACCACAUACUUUAAAUGGCACAUAAAUGAAAAUAAAAUGAAAAAAGAAGACUCCUGCUUGUGAAGCAUCAUAGGAAUUGCUAUAUCCACCAUAACCUGAUUGUUCUGUGGCAGAAUUGUAUUUGCUCAAAAGAUGGUGAUCAUACCAUGAAGCAGCUCAAGACAGGUGUUUAGCAUGAGCUAAUACAGAAUUUCUCACGUGUUGGUUUCCUGUGAGGAGUUUUACUGUCACAGUUGAAGCAGCUGUGUCCCAUUUUUAAUUAAGAAAUUUAGAAUAUAGUUCCCUAUGUUUUCCUUGGUAAAACUCCUGA